Planococcus citri (citrus mealybug) is the source of this 3463-nucleotide messenger RNA. RefSeq lists its product as uncharacterized. The transcript has 11 exons. Gene Ontology annotation, cellular component: neuromuscular junction; neuron projection; postsynaptic density membrane. The record is from RefSeq and is a predicted model, not a curated record. Lineage: Eukaryota; Metazoa; Arthropoda; Insecta; Hemiptera; Pseudococcidae. Gene Ontology annotation, biological process: receptor localization to synapse; receptor clustering; chemical synaptic transmission. The coding region runs from base 1015 to 2907 and encodes 630 amino acids. Gene Ontology annotation, molecular function: protein binding.
GUGGGGAUUAACGCAGUAAAACAGCCUAUGGCAACGACUACCACAAGCGUGCAAGAGGAACGUUAACGUUAAAACGUUAUUCGUUAUGUUCUAUGUUAUUGUCGAAGCCGGUCGACGGUCGUGAUGAUGGUACUCGUGUCUGUGUCUGUCGAUGAGGUCGAUGAUGGAUCGCGGUCGCGGAAUUCCAAUUGCCAAUUCAGCUUCAGUUCGCCAAGUUUCACCCGACGAAUCGUUGUAUUUUUCGCCGGUAUUUCGGGUAUUUUAGUUUAGUCACUCCUCACUCGCUGUCGCUACUCGCUUUAGGUACCUGAUAUUGUUUCUCGCGUACGUGUUCGUUACAAUUAAGUAAAACCAUUAGUCAAUUAUCGCGUUUACGUGGUCGGUGGUGGUACUCGUACUUUUCCUUUUUUGCCCACUACCACUAUCGUCGUAGGUAUUCACUAUUCACUCGUACGCUAACGUAAGUUGAUUCGAAUAACGUUACAUUGUAUAGAUUCGCGAAAAAUUGUCACUUUUUUCCAUUUUCCACCGAAUAUUACUAUAGAUAGGUACUCGUAAUUUAAACUUGGCGCGGUGUAUCGGUGUGUGUGUCUGUGUAGUGUGUACCUCGUCUACGGGUGUGUUAGUGUUUUGCAUACUUACGCAUGUGGCUGACUAGUGACUGGCUGACGAAGAAGAAAAAUGAGCACGUAAACUAAAUUACUACCAUUGUCGAUGCAUUUAGAUGCAGCUCAACUGAUACAUAUUACAUACCUAUCUACUCGCAUCAAGGUACUGGCCAGUGGCCACUGGACUUGGGCUACCUUCUCUACAAACUACCUAUACCUACCUAUUGAUUUUGGGUCGGCUCGCAAUUCGCAAUUCGCAUCGAUACGAACGAAUCGCAUUCGCAGCCUGUUUCAGGUGAAAUCGCUUAAUACGAGUACGUGCGAUUAAUGGACAACUGGCUACUGCGCUGAUGAACUCGAUUAUCGAGAAAUAUGAUGUGCUGGCUAAGCCGUGGCUGUGAAAAUUAUGGGCGCUAGCAUCAGUCAAAGACCUAGCAAAUGCUUGAAAAAUGCGCGCAGACCUCGAAGAAGUAAAUCCGAAGAGUGUUUGGGUUCGAAACAUAGCGUGACGAUGGGCAGACUUUUCGCGCCGUGGCAUAAUCUAGUCAACGUCGCCGAUAGCCGUCUCCGUCUCAACGCAAACGCCGCAGCCAAAAUGCUGGAAUUGGCCGCCACAGACAAGGCAGUUUCUUACGAAAUGGAGAAAAGCUUCAACGAAAUACAUCGCAGCAAUUCGUUAGAUAAGACCUGCAGUUUCCACGAUGAUUACGUCGUCGACGAUAAAACCUUCAUCGACGACGAUUACUCCGGCGACGAUCGCGAUGGGGCGAACGCCGAUAUCCACCAGUUGUUUAAUUUCAACCAACGCAAACUCGUCAUUGACGUUAACAAAGAUUCGAUUUUCGAAGUCAAUUUACGUAAAGGAAGUCGCGGAUUAGGAUUUAGCGUUUUGGAAUACGACGGUUUCAUUUUCAUCAAGCAGCUGUUUCCAUUGGAAGCUGCUUCGCAGUCUGGUCUAUUGCAAGAAGGUGAUAUUAUAUUAUCCGCUAAUGGAAACGCUUUAACACAUUUAUCCAGUUUUGAAGCGUUGCAAAUAUUACGUAAAUUGGAUAAUGCCGUUACACUGAUCGUGUGUCGUUUGCAACAGUUUUCCACGAAGAAGCCGGUAUCUUCUAGUCAAAUGUUUUCGAAUUUUACUCCGAUGACGUACGAUUGCUGCGUACAGCACAGAGAAUUCGAGAUUAAAAUGAAAAAAAUCAACGGUAGUUUGGGUUUCACACUUAGAAAAGACGAAGAUGGUCUUCGUAGUCAUAUCGUUCGUGCUUUAGUCAAGAAACCAGCUAUUUGCGACGGCAGAAUUAAACCCGGCGAUCAAAUUAUCAGCGUGAAUAACAGAGAAAUUGGCGAAAUGAGUCAUCAAGAAGCUGUGAAAUUCCUUAGAGACUGCGGCGACGAAGUUAGUCUGAGACUUCGUCGUGAAACUCUAUCGUCUUCGUUAACCUCGCUUAGUUCUAGUCAUUUUGAAGAUAAUAAUAAAACUUUGAGGAAAGAAGCUGUCGACAUGUUGAAUACUUUGGCUGUGAAAAAAUUGAAAGUCGAAAGCGAGAAUACGAAAAAUACGAGUAAUAUCGAUGAAAAUGAUGCGAUAUCAAAAAUGCAAUCGGAAGAGCAGUCCAAUCAUGAUUACGACGACGACGUCGACAAUGAUGAUGAUGAUGAUGAAGAUGAUGAAGCCGGUCUUUUCGAAGGAGCAUUUUCCACUUUAGUUUCUCAAAAAACAAGUUCGAUUUCCAAGAGAAUGCAAAACGAUUAUCUUCCGAAUGAAAAUCUCGCGGAGAUCGCCGACGAACCAGUAAGCCUACCAGCUUUAGAUAUCCACGGAGACAAAAUCAGUUUUCAACACAGCGAUCCUGCUUACCAUUCCAUAAAUGUGCCUGGUUUAUCCGCAAAAAAUUCGGAUGACACCUUCGCCCAGUCUGAACUUUCAUCCAUUCCUACAUCCGAUAAUAAAGGAUUGUUAAAGUGGAAAGGCGUCGUUCUAGAUUCGCAGACUGAAUCGGUUUCUAAUUUGCAGCGUAUGGACGCUACGUCAGAGACGAUCGUCGUUCAGUUACAAAGAAAUUGGAAUAGUCGACUAGGAUUUAGUCUGAGUUAUGAAAACAAUACCAGCGUAAUUAGUGCAAUUCACGCGAAUAGUGUUGCAGCGAGUGAUGGUCGUUUGAGAGUAGGCGAUCAAAUUUUGGAGAUAAAUUCGAAGAACGUUCAAAACUUGGAAACGAACGAAGUAAUAAAAUUACUUCGAACUGUUCGUGGUGCUGUUACUAUCAAAGUGAGCAGAAACCAUUUGAAGCAAAUUUAGUACUUGUUGGUGUGAAUUUACUUCCCCUACAUUUUCAGUUACCACCGUCAUAAGUAUACAAUUUCAUUCAUUCAUUCCUGCGAACAAGUUUAUUUAUUUAAUUUUCGUUUUAGAUGUGUAAGUUUUACCUAUGUUUGUUUUUAUCUUUUUGUUUCGAUUUCACUUUUACCUCGUUUACAGUCAAAUCUUUGAGAUUUUUUAAAUAUUUGAAUAUUCGAAUAAUUAAUUAAUAAUUACAUAUACAUACGCAUUACCGCGUUGAACGAAUUGUGAUUAUUAUUGUAUUAAGAAUUCUGCAGUUUUACAUUGCAUUUGCGUUACCUAGGUAUACCUAAUUUAUUUAUUAUUGUUUUGAAAGCAUUUCGUUUUUACGAUGUUAAUCAAAAUUUUCGAUUUAUUCCAUACCCGAACCUAUUUAAUAGCGUGUAGUAUCGUACGUAAUUAUCUACUUGAUGCAAUUUUAAAUAUAAUUCUAUGUAUCGUGUCGACACCUAUUUUAAUUGUUCUACUGUUUUCCCUUUUAUUUUUAGUCGGUAUAUAAAAAUCUUUACGUCAA